AUGUUGAGAUUUUUUCCUCUUUUAGUUCCGAAAGGUGGCUCUUUUAGCGCCAUUCUCAAGGCAUCUGCAAAUAACGCCCCUUUCGAUGUAAUCAAAGAAUUUGCCAUUUUGUUAAAUCAAGCCAAUUUACGAGGAUUGAGAUGUUCAGAUUCUUUGGCAAAGAUCGAGUUUCUUGAUAAGGAACCUACUAUGUCUGAGCGAAGCCGAAUGGUUCCUGCAAAAAAAGAGCACAUUCUUAAGCUUAUGAAGGAAAUGCCCGAAACUAUUAAAAAUUGGAGGAAAGAUAGGAAGUUGCUAAAGGAAGCUUCUAAACCGAAGUAUCCCUUUUAG
This is a messenger RNA of Mitosporidium daphniae, 330 nucleotides long. RefSeq lists its product as uncharacterized. The coding region runs from base 1 to 330 and encodes 109 amino acids. The transcript has a single exon. Lineage: Eukaryota; Fungi; Microsporidia. The record is from RefSeq and is a predicted model, not a curated record.